Messenger RNA from Dicentrarchus labrax (European seabass), 1847 nucleotides. It is a transcript of the gene wdr18, whose product is annotated as WD repeat domain 18. The record is from RefSeq and is a predicted model, not a curated record. Gene Ontology annotation, cellular component: nuclear pre-replicative complex. Gene Ontology annotation, biological process: DNA-templated DNA replication; rRNA processing. Bases 61 to 1239 code for a protein of 392 amino acids. Gene Ontology annotation, molecular function: protein binding. The transcript has 8 exons. Lineage: Eukaryota; Metazoa; Chordata; Actinopteri; Moronidae.
GUGCCCCGCUGCCAACAUCCCGCCGGUCUCCCGCGUGCAGUGUGUUGUGGUGGAGCCAACAUGGCGGCUCCUUUGGAGGUGAUUGUGAGCAGUGACUCCGGCUCUCAGCUGUGGAACAGCACCGUGUUCGACCUGCACAGCGGCUCCAGCCUGUUGUCCUACCGGGGAGGGAACAGCUCCGCCCGGACACUCACCGUCCUCGGCGGCCAGUACCUGAUGUCCGCUCAGCUGGGCAAGAACUUCAUCAACGUGUGGGAGAUCCAGAGGAAGGACCAGCUGCAGCAGAAGAUCGUGUGUCCAGGUGUGGUCACCUGUCUGACUGCCUCACCUGAUGGUCUGUUCCUGGCUGCUGCUGUUGCUGAGGCUGUUUACCUGUGGGAGGUGUCCACAGGUAAACUGCUGUCUGUCCUCAGUCGUCACUAUCAGGACGUCACCUGUCUGAAGUUCACAGACGACGGCAGCCAUUUUGUUUCUGGAGGAAAAGACAACCUGGCUCUGGUGUGGAGUCUGUUCAGUGUGAUCCAGCUGGAUUUAAGCCACACCCCUGAACCGCGCCACGUCCUGUCCCGUCACUCUCUACCCAUCACAGACCUGCACUGCGGCAUGAUGGGAGCUCAGGCCAGAGUCGCCACGGCAUCCUUAGAUCAGACUGUGAAGGUGUGGGAGUUGUCUUCAGGUGAGCUGCUCCUCUCUGUCCUGUUUGAUGUGGAGAUCAUGUCUGUGACCUUUGACCCCUGCGAGUACUUCCUGUUCUGUGGAGGCAGUGACGGAAACAUUUUCCAGGUGUCUCUAUGUAGCCAAAAUCUCAGUCGGGACAAAUCCUUCCAGUCCGACAGCGACGGGAACCAGGUCUUCAAAGGGCACAGGAACCUGGUCACGUGUCUGUCGGUGUCAAUGGACGGGACUCUGCUACUUUCUGGUUCUCAUGAUGAGACGGUUCGACUGUGGGACGUCCAGAGCAAACAGAGCAUCCGCUGCCUGACACACAAAGGCCUCUUCACUUCAAACGGACUGUCAGGAGACGAUAAUCCCUCCUCUGGCUGGACAGACCGUCUUGUGGUCGUCCCCCACCCCCGUCACGUUUGCAGACUUUCUUCCUGCAGCUGGCGACGCCACUCACAAAGAACCAGAUUGUUAAAAGAAAACUUCAUCCUCCAUGACGGCAGUACGUUAAACCGAUCCGUCUCAGCUGCUUCUCAUCUGUCUGUGUGUCGGGAAAACACCAGAGGAUUACUUUAAAUCAACCUGAUUAUUACAGCGUCUCACGAUUAUGAUGAAAUAUCACUCAAUGUUGUUAUUACCAUUUAAAGCAAAACAAGAUCCAUUUAGUAGCUAGUAGCUAGUCAUCAUAUCAUGUGAUCAUCUUCAGGGGAACCUUUUGGACCUCAACUUCAAAAUCAUCUUCACACACACACACACACACACACACAAUAUGUAAACACAGUCUCUCCAGGAACAUAAAACACAGUAUUUUCAGUGAAUAUUGAUGGAUAUUGAACUUUUAUGUCAUAAAUUGAACAAAAAUAGAAACAUCAUUGGCUUUGUUGCCAAGCAAGCUAAUGUUAGCAGUAAUGUUAGCUUUGACUUUGGACUCUGUGUUGGACUCUGCGUUGUGGUGGGUAUCUGUCUUUUGUAGGCUUUAGUGGACUCCAUAGUUUAUUACAUCCCUGCUCACCAUUUUAACGGUAACAGUAGGUUCCAGUUUUUGUGAGGAGUCUCUUCUUUUCUGUUUCAUUACAAAUGGAUCUGAUUAUAAAGAGUUCAGUCUGUGAAAAGUGUCCCGGGAUAACUUCUGUUGUGAUCUGGAGCUAUACCAAUAAAAUUUACUGUAAAGAUGGACAUUUGAA